AUUAGCGAGCAUCAAAUUAACCGGAAAGUGUAUAAAUGACUCGCAGCAAAGCGCUGUGGGCAUAACCAUCUAACAGAAUGAAGAAUUCUCUGAUUGUGUUUCUGGCUGCUGUGGCCAUCCUGCUGCUUUCCAGAUCCGACGCUGGCAAAGGACCAAAUGUCUUGCAGCGCGACGUACCGGACGCUUUCAAGGUUUUCGCAGCGUUCCCUUACGCUGUUGCCAUUUCCGACGCUGACAAUGAUACCAUCUUUGAAUGCCUGACGACGAUGCGCAAGGACUUUGACCCCGAGUCGAAGACAGUGACCUACGUGUGGUCAAUAAGCGAUGGCCCUGGCAAGAGGAAGCAUGUUAGUCUUCAUCACACUGCUGGUGCAACUCCGGACGCCACAAACUUCACAGUUGGCAAAGAUUCCAAUGAAGUGGAAGUGGCGUAUGUAAUUUGGAGUGACUACAAAGACUGCGCCAUCACGGAAGUUCCGCACUUCGCAGACCAGUGCACCUUGUGGGUGUCGAAAGAAGUGGAGGACCUUGUACCUGAGUACUGUCUGGAGCAGUUCCACGACGCAUGUGGUGUCAUGGUGCCCCUUCACGACAGCGAUCUAUGCGAGGAUGACCAGUUUGACGGGGAGGACGAUGACGAAUAGCCACCGAAAACACACUUGGAAAACCGCUGCUGAUAUCCACACGAUGGUCACGGUUGCACAAUGGACGCGGCCAAGUUCUUUACCAAAUAAAGUUUUGCUUGGAAUUAUUGA
Dermacentor silvarum is the source of this 755-nucleotide messenger RNA. RefSeq lists its product as uncharacterized. Lineage: Eukaryota; Metazoa; Arthropoda; Arachnida; Ixodida; Ixodidae. The coding region runs from base 78 to 644 and encodes 188 amino acids. The record is from RefSeq and is a predicted model, not a curated record. Gene Ontology annotation, biological process: symbiont-mediated perturbation of host defenses. Gene Ontology annotation, molecular function: amine binding. The transcript is spliced from 5 exons.